Molecule: messenger RNA, 2616 nt
Organism: Heterostelium album PN500
Lineage: Eukaryota; Evosea; Eumycetozoa; Acytosteliales; Acytosteliaceae
Product: Sec7 domain-containing protein
Exons: 9
Coding region: 1-2616 (871 amino acids)
Biological process (GO): regulation of ARF protein signal transduction
Molecular function (GO): guanyl-nucleotide exchange factor activity
Source: RefSeq, a predicted model, not a curated record
AUGUUCACCUCUUUCAAUCCUAUUCAUAUUAUACAAGGUGAAAUCUAUGGUUUGCUUUCACAUUUGAAAUUAAACACGAGAUGGUCAUCGAAUCAAUCGUUGCUACCGGACAACUCCAUUUUGAAAUCAUUAAAGAAUCUAACAAAUAUACUUCAUAAUGAAUCAAAUUUCGAAAGUUUAGAUACAUCUACAUACUUGGAUCCUUUCCUCUUGGUCAUUAGAUCUGCAGAGACAAGCGGUCCUAUCACUGGAACUGCAUUGACCUCGGUCAACAAGUUUCUUAAUCUAUUUAUCGAUUCAGAAUCAAAUAAUGCACCGAAAGCAAUUAGAUCGAUUGCUGAAUCGGUGACACAUUGCAAGUUUGAAGCUACCGAUUCCAAGAGUGAUGAGGUGGUUUUGAUGAAGAUAUUACAGGUGUUGUCGUCGUGUAUGAAGAAUGCUGCCGGUAUCUACUUGACCAACGAUCUAGUGUAUGAGAGCAUGAACACCUGUUUUCUCAUGACUGACCAAUCGCGAUCGUCAGAACUCCUAAAGAAGACCGCCGAGACAACACUACAGGAGAUCGUAACCAUUGCAUUCCAACGAUAUAACAUCUAUCAUUCACCUCCAACACCACCACCUCUUCCACAUCUAAAUAGUGAAGAUCAACAACAACAACAACAACAACAACAAACACAACAGCAACAACAACCACAACAACAACAACAAAAUAAAGAAGAAGUAGUAGUAGAAAAUGAACAACAACAAAAUGUUGUUCCAUUGAGAAAGAGUUCAAUUAGUGCUACUCUAACGAUUACAACGACAACUACCAGUACUACUACAACGGUACAAGAGAAUCUAGUUGGUGGUAGUAAUGAAAUCGAUAAGAUCAUUAGUUCGUUCACUGAUGAACCAUCAUCAUCGGCCACUUCGCAUCUUCAUAUAUCGGAUGACAAUCAAUUCUCGCCAAACAACGAUCUCUUCUUUAGUAAUCUUCCACAUUCCGGUGAGUCAUUAGUAAAACCUAAUGAUUCUACGCAUCAUCAUCAUCAUCAUCAUCAAGAUAGUAAUAAUAAUAAUAAUCAUAAUAAUAAUCAUAGUGGAAGUCAUUCUCCAAAGUCACCAGUAUCUAAUAAUACAACACCCGUUUCAACACCAGUAACACAACCAGUACAACAUCAUCAUCAUUCACUACCAACCAAUUCUCUAUCUUCUACACCACCUAUUAAUUUAAAUAAUAAUAAUAAUCAUCAACAAUCAAAUAAUAACAAUAAUAAUAGUAAUAGUAGUGGUUAUCAACAACAAAACAAACAACAAAGAAAUUCAUUACAUCAUAAUAUUACUGUUGUAAAUCCUAAAUUAAAUCAAAAUCAUUUGGUUGAUUCUGAUAAAUCAUAUGAUGAAACAGUAUUGAUAAAGAUAUUAAAGUUCUUUGUCGACAAUAUUAUGCGUGGAUCAACCUUAGAAUCAUCAACAGGUAUCAUCGCUGUCAUUCAAGAUGAUCUAUUUAAAUAUUUAUUACAAAAUUUAUGUAAGAGUAUACCGAUCUUCUCAUUGUCAAUGAGAAUCUUUUUCAAUUUGUUUGUUUCUCUUAGACACUGUUUGAAGGCGCAGUUCGAGGAGUUCUUCAAUGUGCUGCUCAAGAAUAUCGUCGAUAACAAGCAGCUGUUCGAGUUGCAAGAGUUGGCAUUGGAGGGCUUGCGUGAUUUCUGUAAGUUCCCACUGGCGAUGGUCGAGUUGUUUGUCAACUACGACUGCGAGAUCUACAGUAGCAACGUCUUUGAGUCACUUUGUAAGACACUCUACAAGAAUUCAUUCCCGCUGUCGGGCCCGCUCAACACGCUGCACAUGCUCUCGCUGGAGAAUCUACUCUCGAUCAUCCAAUCGAUUGACGACCGUUCCAAAUACCCAAGAUACAUUCCACACUCGCAGCUACCUGCAUCCGACAGUCUCGAGUUUAUGAAGAAAAAGAAGUUCAAAAAGAUAAUGAGUAUCGCUGCUACUCAUUUCAAUCGUAAACCAGCCGAUGCUUUUAAUUAUCUAUUAGAGAAUAAGAUAUUCACAGAGAUCAAUGCAAAGAGUAUUUCUAAAUUCUUUUUGGAGACACCAAAGUUGAAUUUAAAGACGGUUGGUGAAUACAUUGGAAAGAAAUCAAACAAAGAAGUACUCUCAGAGUAUCUAGAUUACUUUAUUGAGAGAUACGAUGGUUAUAUCUCUGUUUACAGAGCAUUCUUGGAGAGUUUUAUUAUUCCUGGUGAAUCUGCUGUUGUCGAACAUAUCUUUGAGUUGUUGGCUCGUAAGAUCUACGAGAAUUUGGAAUCUAGAGGUAAACAUAUCUUCCAAACCGAAGAUUCUCUAUUCCUUUGUCUAUAUUCUGGUUUAAUGUUACAUACAUCUACUUUUAAUCCAAAUAUUAGUGCAAAAGAUAGAAUGACUUAUCAAUCAUUCGAGAGAAUGUUAAUUCCAUGUCAUGUCUCGAGUGACUUGAUCAAAGAUAUGUUUAAUGAGAUGACUGUACAGCUGUGUGCUGAAGAUGAAACAACAACACCCGGUGUUAUCACUAAUUCCACUUGGAGAAAUACACUUAAGAAUUGGUUAUUAACAACAUUGUUAUUAUUAUUUAAUAAUAUUGAAUAG